This is a messenger RNA of Bacillus rossius redtenbacheri, 6442 nucleotides long. RefSeq lists its product as uncharacterized. Bases 1 to 1350 code for a protein of 449 amino acids. The transcript is spliced from 3 exons. NCBI's taxonomy places the organism in Eukaryota, Metazoa, Arthropoda, Insecta, Phasmatodea, Bacillidae. Gene Ontology annotation, biological process: apoptotic DNA fragmentation. The record is from RefSeq and is a predicted model, not a curated record. Gene Ontology annotation, molecular function: metal ion binding; single-stranded DNA endonuclease activity; RNA endonuclease activity. Gene Ontology annotation, cellular component: mitochondrial inner membrane; nucleus.
AUGGAGCGGCCCGGCGCCUCCAGGACUCUGAUUGGCUGCCACGCUCUGCUAGCCGUGUGCUGCCUGCUGCCUGGGGCCUCUGGCGAUGGCUGCUCGCUGGAGCUGCGCCGACUGCGGCGCUACCAGCCGCUGCUGCUGGCUUGGUCCGGGCCGGAGGAGGGGGGCCGCCGCCUCGCGGUCAGGCGGCCGAGCGCCCCGGGCGAGGUGCGCUACUCGGAGGGCGAGCGCGCGCUACUGGCCUGCCCCGGCGAGGGCAACUGCCUGCUGCCGGCGGGCGGGCGCUGGCUGGAAGCCGUGUGCCGCGCGGGGCGUCUCGAGCCCGGCCCGGGAGACCACAGCUGCAGGCUUCCUCCAGCCGGCAGCAUCAUACACGCCGACACCCCGUGCGCGGACGCCGCCGACGAGACAGCCCGGGACGAGCACACCCGCGUGCAGAUCGUUUUCCAGUUCGGAGAACACCGCGUCAGUCUCGUCGACGUGUGCUUCAACACGAGGACCCAGAGCGCACUGUACUCCAAGUACGAGAUCGCGAAAGAAAUCGACAGACGUCGGAUCCCGGAGAACGUGACGGACGUCCACUGGUGGGAGGGAACAGGGCUUUACUCUUACGACGUCGCCGGGGCGUACUCGAACCAGGAAAAAACUCUCGGGGGCAUCUUGGGGGACGAGGAACUCGCCAGGACGUACUUGAGCGGGGUGCUCCCGCUAUCGGAUCAGGAGAGAGUCGUCGACGAGAACUCGCUGCGAGAAACGUGCUCGGACAGCGCGAAGAACAGAUCGGAGUGCUAUCUCGUCGAGGGUCACCUGGCCGGCGAGCUAGACUUCGUGUACCUGGCGCAGCAGUUCGCGACCCUGUACUACGUCAACUCGGCGCCGCAGUGGCGGAGCAUCAAGGGUCGCAACUGGGAGAGGAUCGGCGAGGCCGUCAGGCACUACGCCUCGUCGCGGCGGGUUGACCUGGAGGUGUACGCGGGGACGCACGGCGUGGCCAGCCUGCGAGGCAAGCGACUGUACAUCCACCGCCCCGACGACGAGCACGAGAAGACGCCGGUGCCCCAGUGGCUGUGGAAGCUGGUGGUCGACAGGUCGGGGAACUGCGGCGUCGUGUUCCUGGUGCUGAACAACCCCUACAUGACCUCGGAGCAGGCGGCGCGGGCUCGCCUGAACUGCUCGUCGGCUGGAGACAGCGUGCCGUUCAUGGGCGAGGCUCGGUGGAGCAGAGUGGGCGAGGGCUACUCGCACACCUGCGCGGUGCGGGACUUCCUGCGGCACGUGCAGGUGUUGCCUCUGGUCGGCGCCGCGGGCCUAGGGACACUCAGCUUCCCCGCGGACUACUCACCCCCGUCCUAGCAGCGUGCCGCUCAUGGGCGAGGCUCGGUGGAGCAGAGUGGGCGAGGGCUACUCGCACACCUGCGCGGUGCGGGACUUCCUGCGGCACGUGCAGGUGUUGCCUCUGGUCGGCGCCGCGGGCCUAGGGACACUCAGCUUCCCCGCGGACUACUCACCCCCGUCCUAGCAGCGUGCCGCUCAUGGGCGAGGCUCGGUGGAGCAGAGUGGGCGAGGGCUACUCGCACACCUGCGCGGUGCGGGACUUCCUGCGGCACGUGCAGGUGUUGCCUCUGGUCGGCGCCGCAGGCCUAGGGACACUCAGCUUCCCCGCGGACUACUCACCCCCGUCCUAGCAGCGUGCCGCUCAUGGGCGAGGCUCGGUGGAGCAGAGUGGGCGAGGGCUACUCGCACACCUGCGCGGUGCGGGACUUCCUGCGGCACGUGCAGGUGUUGCCUCUGGUCGGCGCCGCGGGCCUAGGGACACUCAGCUUCCCCGCGGACUACUCACCCCCGUCCUAGCAGCGUGCCGCUCAUGGGCGAGGCUCGGUGGAGCAGAGUGGGCGAGGGCUACUCGCACACCUGCGCGGUGCGGGACUUCCUGCGGCACGUGCAGGUGUUGCCUCUGGUCGGCGCCGCGGGCCUAGGGACACUCAGCUUCCCCGCGGACUACUCACCCCCGUCCUAGCAGCGUGCCGCUCAUGGGCGAGGCUCGGUGGAGCAGAGUGGGCGAGGGCUACUCGCACACCUGCGCGGUGCGGGACUUCCUGCGGCACGUGCAGGUGUUGCCUCUGGUCGGCGCCGCGGGCCUAGGGACACUCAGCUUCCCCGCGGACUACUCACCCCCGUCCUAGCAGCGUGCCGCUCAUGGGCGAGGCUCGGUGGAGCAGAGUGGGCGAGGGCUACUCGCACACCUGCGCGGUGCGGGACUUCCUGCGGCACGUGCAGGUGUUGCCUCUGGUCGGCGCCGCGGGCCUAGGGACACUCAGCUUCCCCGCGGACUACUCACCCCCGUCCUAGCAGCGUGCCGCUCAUGGGCGAGGCUCGGUGGAGCAGAGUGGGCGAGGGCUACUCGCACACCUGCGCGGUGCGGGACUUCCUGCGGCACGUGCAGGUGUUGCCUCUGGUCGGCGCCGCGGGCCUAGGGACACUCAGCUUCCCCGCGGACUACUCACCCCCGUCCUAGCAGCGUGCCGCUCAUGGGCGAGGCUCGGUGGAGCAGAGUGGGCGAGGGCUACUCGCACACCUGCGCGGUGCGGGACUUCCUGCGGCACGUGCAGGUGUUGCCUCUGGUCGGCGCCGCGGGCCUAGGGACACUCAGCUUCCCCGCGGACUACUCACCCCCGUCCUAGCAGCGUGCCGCUCAUGGGCGAGGCUCGGUGGAGCAGAGUGGGCGAGGGCUACUCGCACACCUGCGCGGUGCGGGACUUCCUGCGGCACGUGCAGGUGUUGCCUCUGGUCGGCGCCGCGGGCCUAGGGACACUCAGCUUCCCCGCGGACUACUCACCCCCGUCCUAGCAGCGUGCCGCUCAUGGGCGAGGCUCGGUGGAGCAGAGUGGGCGAGGGCUACUCGCACACCUGCGCGGUGCGGGACUUCCUGCGGCACGUGCAGGUGUUGCCUCUGGUCGGCGCCGCGGGCCUAGGGACACUCAGCUUCCCCGCGGACUACUCACCGACGUCCUAGCAGCGUGCCGCUCAUGGGCGAGGCUCGGUGGAGCAGAGUGGGCGAGGGCUACUCGCACACCUGCGCGGUGCGGGACUUCCUGCGGCACGUGCAGGUGUUGCCUCUGGUCGGCGCCGCGGGCCUAGGGACACUCAGCUUCCCCGCGGACUACUCACCCCCGUCCUAGCAGCGUGCCGUUCAUGGGCGAGGCUCGGUGGAGCAGAGUGGGCGAGGGCUACUCGCACACCUGCGCGGUGCGGGACUUCCUGCGGCACGUGCAGGUGUUGCCUCUGGUCGGCGCCGCGGGCCUAGGGACACUCAGCUUCCCCGCGGACUACUCACCCCCGUCCUAGCAGCGUGCCGCUCAUGGGCGAGGCUCGGUGGAGCAGAGUGGGCGAGGGCUACUCGCACACCUGCGCGGUGCGGGUCUUCCUGCGGCACGUGCAGGUGUUGCCUCUGGUCGGCGCCGCGGGCCUAGGGACACUCAGCUUCCCCGCGGACUACUCACCCCCGUCCUAGCAGCGUGCCGCUCAUGGGCGAGGCUCGGUGGAGCAGAGUGGGCGAGGGCUACUCGCACACCUGCGCGGUGCGGGACUUCCUGCGGCACGUGCAGGUGUUGCCUCUGGUCGGCGCCGCGGGCCUAGGGACACUCAGCUUCCCCGCGGACUACUCACCCCCGUCCUAGCAGCGUGCCGUUCAUGGGCGAGGCUCGGUGGAGCAGAGUGGGCGAGGGCUACUCGCACACCUGCGCGGUGCGGGACUUCCUGCGGCACGUGCAGGUGUUGCCUCUGGUCGGCGCCGCGGGCCUAGGGACACUCAGCUUCCCCGCGGACUACUCACCCCCGUCCUAGCAGCGUGCCGUUCAUGGGCGAGGCUCGGUGGAGCAGAGUGGGCGAGGGCUACUCGCACACCUGCGCGGUGCGGGACUUCCUGCGGCACGUGCAGGUGUUGCCUCUGGUCGGCGCCGCGGGCCUAGGGACACUCAGCUUCCCCGCGGACUACUCACCCCCGUCCUAGCAGCGUGCCGCUCAUGGGCGAGGCUCGGUGGAGCAGAGUGGGCGAGGGCUACUCGCACACCUGCGCGGUGCGGGACUUCCUGCGGCACGUGCAGGUGUUGCCUCUGGUCGGCGCCGCGGGCCUAGGGACACUCAGCUUCCCCGCGGACUACUCACCCCCGUCCUAGCAGCGUGCCGCUCAUGGGCGAGGCUCGGUGGAGCAGAGUGGGCGAGGGCUACUCGCACACCUGCGCGGUGCGGGACUUCCUGCGGCACGUGCAGGUGUUGCCUCUGGUCGGCGCCGCGGGCCUAGGGACACUCAGCUUCCCCGCGGACUACUCACCCCCGUCCUAGCAGCGUGCCGUUCAUGGGCGAGGCUCGGUGGAGCAGAGUGGGCGAGGGCUACUCGCACACCUGCGCGGUGCGGGACUUCCUGCGGCACGUGCAGGUGUUGCCUCUGGUCGGCGCCGCGGGCCUAGGGACACUCAGCUUCCCCGCGGACUACUCACCCCCGUCCUAGCAGCGUGCCGCUCAUGGGCGAGGCUCGGUGGAGCAGAGUGGGCGAGGGCUACUCGCACACCUGCGCGGUGCGGGACUUCCUGCGGCACGUGCAGGUGUUGCCUCUGGUCGGCGCCGCGGGCCUAGGGACACUCAGCUUCCCCGCGGACUACUCACCCCCGUCCUAGCAGCGUGCCGUUCAUGGGCGAGGCUCGGUGGAGCAGAGUGGGCGAGGGCUACUCGCACACCUGCGCGGUGCGGGACUUCCUGCGGCACGUGCAGGUGUUGCCUCUGGUCGGCGCCGCGGGCCUAGGGACACUCAGCUUCCCCGCGGACUACUCACCCCCGUCCUAGCAGCGUGCCGUUCAUGGGCGAGGCUCGGUGGAGCAGAGUGGGCGAGGGCUACUCGCACACCUGCGCGGUGCGGGACUUCCUGCGGCACGUGCAGGUGUUGCCUCUGGUCGGCGCCGCGGGCCUAGGGACACUCAGCUUCCCCGCGGACUACUCACCCCCGUCCUAGCAGCGUGCCGUUCAUGGGCGAGGCUCGGUGGAGCAGAGUGGGCGAGGGCUACUCGCACACCUGCGCGGUGCGGGACUUCCUGCGGCACGUGCAGGUGUUGCCUCUGGUCGGCGCCGCGGGCCUAGGGACACUCAGCUUCCCCGCGGACUACUCACCCCCGUCCUAGCAAUUCCGCAGAAAUAUCUGGUACCCUGACGAUUGCACUGUAACACGGACAUUGUUCCAAGAUAAACUUCUAGACGUCUCUUGACGUCACCAGCGAGCCAAUGAAGGCGAUGUUCGAAUUUUCUCGAAGUAUAUACUUUUAUGUACUUCCCCCUUCCCGAAGUAGAAGGUCUGACCGAACUGGAAGUAAAGUAUACAAGUAUGCAAGUAAUAUGUAUAAUUCUCGCGUUCUUUUUCUAGUUAAAGAGAAUCGUCGCCAUUGAAAAAAUGUUUCGAAGGUUGUAUUUGAUAUGGAAUUUAAGUAAUUUAAAGACGUUUAAAAUCCUUUCCAUUUUAUAUUCAGGUGUUCGCUCCAGGUCAACCGUGCUUUGGUAGAUAGGCUGGCUGGCUGCGCUGUCGAGUUAUUAAUAAAAUAUGAAAUGCUUCGUCUUCAACAAUACUUCAAUUGAGCUCCGAGGAGAUUAGCAAACGGUUCACCAGUUGUCCCAAGUUCCUUUGCUGUUAGUGAUCUACGGGAGAUUGGUCACGGGCGUGUAGUGGUCAGCAGAACAUUUUCCCAGUCCAAGGAUCGAUUGCCACUCCCUAGUGUUAGUCUGUAAGCUGUCUACUACAUUUUGUAGAUUUAAAAAAAAAUGAUUUUUAAGAAAUUUAAGACUCCUAAUUUGAUUUUUAUUCGGUAAUUUUGAAGCCCGUAAAAAAAUGAUUGUGUGUUUGUAGAGUGAAUGAGUCGUACGGCACUGCGCUAACUUCUUGUCUGACGUAAUGAACCAAGUGCACUCCAGAGGGACGCCUGCACUGCAGAACUCAUCAAGGGAGGGCCGUGGAAGACAAAUGAGCUUGUUUCGUGUGCUAUUUCAACGCCGCAGAAUAUUCUUUAUUAACGUAGAAGACACGCUGGGAUAUCCGAAGAAUGUGCGAGGAUGGGGGAAUUUCAAAGGGAAUAUUAAUUUGGGGUCUUCGAGUGUUCGAAAGAUAUUCGAUAUUUGUUAAUAGUUUGACACUAAAAUUUAAAUUUUACUUUGAAUUAAAAAAAAAUAUUACCAAUAGAACCAAGUGGAACAUGUUUACAAAAAAAAUUAAUUUAAAAAAAUGUAACAUGUAUGAAGCUAAGAUGAUUUGUUAAGAAAAUAAGAUCUGUUUUCUGCAAAAUUAUGUAUAAUAUAUUUUUAUAUGUAACAAAUAAUCUGUAAUUAUGAUUUAAAUUUCUAAUAUUGCUAAUUUUUUACGAAUGUUUUCAAAUUUUAAAUUUUAUUGUUUUAAGAAAAUGCUUGGAUA